AUGGGUCUCGUCAACGUCUUCACCAAAGCCGCUAGCCUAGCGGCUGUGUCGUGCUUCUUCCCCUCCACAGCGGCCGCUGCGGCUACGAGCGUCCCGAGCGCUGUCAUCCCGCAGGGAACCAUUCGAGGCUUCCGCGACACUCACGGCAAUUCGGUCUUCUUGGGCGUUCCCUUCGCCGCUACGACUGGCGGGAAGAACCGGGGCAACUUGUUCUCUCAGCAGGGUGAGGACUGCCUGAACCUCAACAUCUGGGCGCCCGCCACGGGCGAGAACCUGCCUGUCUUUGUCUACAUGUACGGCGGUGCCAUGGUCACUGGCUCCAGCAGCGAUCCCCAGCUGCAAGGAACCAACUUUGCUCGUAAUGAUGUCGUCUACGUCAACUUCAACACGCGGGAGAGCAUCUUCGCCUCGCCGUACUCGUCCGAGCUGGAUGCUGCCAACCCCGGCGAGUCCCAGAAUUUCAGCAUUCUCGAUGUUGAAAAGGCCCUUGACUGGGUUCGCGAAAACAUCAAGGCUUUUGGUGGCAACCCCGACCACAUCGUCUUUGGUGGACACUCUUCGGGCUCCGUGCAGGUGGACCACUAUCUCUGGAACCACCCUGACACCUGGCUCAAGGGUGCCGUUGAGAUGAGCGCCAAUGCCCUGUCUGGCCCCGGCUACGCGCCCCAGAAUGAGGCUUUGGACAUCGUUGCCGCUGAGGUCGGAUGCCCGGCCGGCGGCCAGGGCCAAGUCGACUGCCUCCGUGACGUUGAUCUCUACGCCUUCCAGACUGCCAACUUCAACGCAACCUCGAACACCUGGUUCACUCCCGUCAUCGACGACAUCACGCGGCACUCCGACUAUGCCGCCCGCUUCGCCGCUGGCAAGUACGCCUCACACGUUCCCCUCCUGACCGGUACUUCCGAUGGCGAGGGCACCAUCUUCAGCAUCGUCUACGGCGGCCAGAACACGAACUUCUCGUCCUGGAUCAACACUUUCGAUGCUGACAGUCAGCACAUUCCCGACUGCAACCUGAUCAGCGCCUACCCGGCCUCAUCCUUCGCCUCGGAGUCCCUGCGCAGCGGCACACAGUACGGUGAUGCCCGCUUCACUGCCCCUCCGACUACCUUGUCGACGUUUCGCAGCAACGCCCAGGAUACCUGGGUCUACCGCUUCUUCGGCGCCUACGACAACGUUGUCGGCCCCCCCGGCACCGCUCCCACCCACGGCACCGAGGUCCCCUUCUUCCACGGCGGCAACGAGUGCUUCGAGAAACUCUCGGGCGUCACCGCCGCCCAGCAGGCCCUUGCCGACUCCAUCCACGGCUGGUUUGUGCAGUGGAUCAAGAACCCUGCUGCCGGCCCCGGCUGGGACAAGGCCAAGCCCAAGUCCGGUCCGCUCGUCAAGCUCGGCGUGCCUGCCGAUGAGCUGUCGCUGAUCAAGGGCACUACCGACGAGUUCAACAGUCGCUGCCAGAAGGUGUACAACCCCAGGUUCAACAAGUACCCCGUGGUUCAGUCUGUCGAGGGCAUCCUGUGA
This is a messenger RNA of Verticillium alfalfae VaMs.102, 1518 nucleotides long. RefSeq names its product para-nitrobenzyl esterase. Lineage: Eukaryota; Fungi; Ascomycota; Sordariomycetes; Glomerellales; Plectosphaerellaceae. The transcript is spliced from 4 exons. Bases 1 to 1518 code for a protein of 505 amino acids. The record is from RefSeq and is a predicted model, not a curated record.